This is a messenger RNA of Juglans regia (Persian walnut), 722 nucleotides long. RefSeq lists its product as uncharacterized. Bases 36 to 446 code for a protein of 136 amino acids. The transcript is spliced from 3 exons. NCBI's taxonomy places the organism in Eukaryota, Viridiplantae, Streptophyta, Magnoliopsida, Fagales, Juglandaceae. The record is from RefSeq and is a predicted model, not a curated record.
AAAAAAAAAAGAAGAGGAAAACGUAUGAAAGAAAUAUGCAGAAGGGAGGGAAAUUGAAAUUGAAAUUUCAUCAUUUUUUUCCCUCUUUUCCUGUCAUCCUCAGUUCCCCACCCAGGCGCCUUCGUCUUCAAACCCCACCUCAGGCUCUCAGCCCUCAUCCUUCUUCGAGAGCCUCCUUCGAUUUUUUGCCUGAACCUCCUCUACCCACGUUCGCUCUUCCUUCUGUCUCGUUGCCCUUUGCUCAGCUUUGUAGGGGAAGUAGGUGGUUGUACUGCUGUUUACCAUUUGAGGACAUCAGCAAAAUGAAGGGCCGUGUGAGGGAAGCAGCUAAUUUGGAGGGUAUUGAAGCAAAUAAGCCUGUGAGACAGAAAAUCACUGAACCCAACACACCAUAUCACCCAAUGAUUGAUGAUGAUGGUGCACAGUUUUUUUAUGAGCAUCUUUGAAUGAGAUUCCUUGGGUAGGUUCAUAGGGGGAACUAGAGAAUUUUUACUGAUGUAAGGAUAGAUGAAUUACUACACCAUGGACUAGUAGUGUUUGUCCACCUUGUGUUGGUGGUACAAUUUGUUAGGGAAAAUCUCUUCUAUUUGUUUGUAUUUGCAAGUGGAAGAGCCCUAUUGUUCUGAUGCACACCUUUAGUGUAAUACCAUGCAUUUUAGUGUAUUUUUUUUAAAUGAAGGAUUUUUUUUAAUUUAAUUAAAUAUUAGUUCUCUUGUUUUAAA